Messenger RNA from Pygocentrus nattereri (red-bellied piranha), 4437 nucleotides. RefSeq names its product transmembrane protein 209 (gene tmem209). Gene Ontology annotation, cellular component: membrane. Bases 1139 to 2809 code for a protein of 556 amino acids. Lineage: Eukaryota; Metazoa; Chordata; Actinopteri; Characiformes; Serrasalmidae. The transcript is spliced from 15 exons. The record is from RefSeq and is a predicted model, not a curated record.
AAAAUGACUUGGAAAGACGUCUGGUUCCUUUGACUUGCAUUAAAACUACAGUCAGUUUUUCUUUCUCCUGUAAAGUUCUAAUUUUGGAGAUACGAGGUUUUCUUCCGACAACAGCGAUACGUUUUACAGCUGCUUUUUUGUCGUCUUGCCUGCAGUUUAGGAAGGACAGAUUACUAAUGUAAAAAUCAGAUUUUGCCUUAAUAUCAGCAGCUCUUUUCUGGACAUGUUCUAAGACAAGCUCAUAUAUUUUAGUACGACCCACACCAGCGUAUUCCAAACGUGGCCUAAUCAGUGUGGAGUAAAUAGUGAGCAGGUCUUCCUGUGGAGCUUUGUUUCUGGCCAUUACAGUAAUUACUGCCUGUUGAGAUUUGGCUGUUGCGAAUUUCUCAUUGCAGUCCUUUGAUGUGAAAGUGUCUUUCCAGAGGAUGGAAGAAGAACAUUUGAAGGAUGCCAGAAAUCAACUGAUAUGAAGUGUCUUAAUACAUAGCGAGUUUCUUAUAUUUAGUGUCUUCACAGUGGAUGAAUAAAUACGAACAGUCAGCAGACCAUUGAUCGUUUUCUAGCACUUCUGUUUGGUACAAACACAACUAGUAUUUUAUUGACACCAAUUCUGAUUAAGACAUAAGAAUAAUACCAACAGACACUGUGCAGAAAUCGUCUUAAAGAAAAUAUAACACAGCUCCAAGCUCCCAUGUAGGCAGAAGAAGAUAUUCUCAUUAAAGUAACAGCUUAAACCAAAAACUAGGAUUUAUAAAGGGGAAUGUGCCUGGCCUCCACCGCAGCUGCUACCUUUUGGUUAUGCGGCUACCUCAGAGUCCUGCUUUUGUGAGACAGUCUGAUAAUAAAACGUUUAUUUUGAAAAGAAAUAAAGAAGACCCUUCUGCAGCUAGUGACCGUUCUGCGCAUGCGCCGUGGUCUUCUAACUUCACGCUGCUCAGUUUGGCGCCUUGAUGAAGCCUGGACUUCUCAUUCUGAGAGAAAAGUACGUUUUCCUGCUCUCUUCGUGUUCCUGCAGGAGUGUGAAUGAACGGUCUGCAGAACUGUUGGCUUUAAGAAAACACUGUGUGUGUCUUCAGUUUUUCAUUGACACUCCGGGAGAUAACCUUAGCAUACCGCUAGCUCGCAGGCUAAGGAAGGCAUGACACCGAGCAGAGAAGCCAUGCCUUCUCUCAUCGACAAGACGAUGAGAAUGAGGAGGGAAGAGCAGGAGCGGCAGGUUGUCCUUGCUUGGGCAGUUCUGAAUGUGUCUCUUGCUGGGAUGAUUUACACAGAAAUGUCAGGAAAGCUGCUCAGUAGAUACUACAACAUAACAUACUGGCCAAUCUGGUACAUCGAGCUAGCCCUGGGCUCCUUGUUCAGCCUUAAUGCAAUCUUUGAUUUUUGGAAGUACUUCAAGUACACCAUGGCACCUUCAACCAUCGGCAUCACUCCAGAGCAGCAUCGUCUUCUUGGUCUCCGCAACUCUGGAAUUCAGGCCUCCCCACCCCAGAAGCCAGAGAAGAAAGAACCUCCAGUACCUCCCCAGUCGUCUCCCCUGCAGGGACAGAAUGUGCUUAGUUUUAGCCCAGCACGGCCCACCAGCUCGAGCCCAAAGUUCUCCCCCAGCUGUGUGUCUGGAUACAGCCCGCCUCUGAGCAACCCCUCCUCACCAGGCAGUGGGGGACCCUUUUCCCCAUCUAUGGCCUUUGGCAAAGUGCUGAAUUAUAGUCCAUCUACCAGCUCCUCUCCUUAUCCCAGUAGCCUGGGCCCAGUGGAGGGCACCAGCCUGCGGGCACGCUACCGGACCUCUCCCUCUGUCUUCAGUUCUCCAGGAGGGAAGGAAGAUUACAUGGAUGACCUUAAGAGUUUGGAGAAGUUCCUUCGCUCAGAAGAGGAGAAGAGCCAUCGGAGUCAACUUGGGAGUCCCGAGUCGGCAUCUCCAUCACAUAGUCCAACGUUCUGGAAUUACAACCGUUCAGUGGGAGACUACGCCCAGAGCUUACGAAAGUUUCAGUACCAGCCCGCCUGUCGCUCACAGGCUCCCUCUGCUCACAAAGAUGAAACUGAGCUGGGCUCUAAACAAGCUGCUGAGGAGGUAUGGGCGCGCAUCACAACUAGUCGUGUGGUCACUGACAGCAUCGACAGCUGGACUGCCAAACUAAGAAAUUGGAUAAAUGACACCAUUCUGGUGCAUCUAGUUAAGGAGAUAGAAUCCAUCAACAGCCAGCUGAGAAGAAUGGGCUGUCCUGAACUUCAGAUAGGAGAGGCCAGUAUCAGCAGUCUCAAACAGGCUGCUGUAGUCAAAGCUUCUGCGAUCCCCACUCUUAAUGCCAUUGUGCAGUACCUGGACAUCACACCCAACCAAGAGUAUCUGGUAGAGAGGAUCAAGGAACUGGCCCACAGUGGCUGCAUGAGCUCCUUUCGCUGGAAUGGAGGAGGGAACCUGAAGAACCGGAAGUGGGACACAGACCUCCCAACUGACUCAGCUAUCCUUAUGCAUAUUCUGUGUACAUACCUGGACUCCAGGCUUCCUCCCCAUCCAAAAUACCCGGAUGGGAAGACCUUUACAUCUCAGCAUUUUAUCCAGAUGCCACACAAACCAGAUCUUUCCAAUGAGAACCUCUUCUGCAUCCAUCAAAGCAGUACCAACCCACCUCACUAUCAGCUUAUCUAUCAGGGCCAUAUCUACAGUCUGCCCAAGGGCAGAAAUAAUUUGUUCCACACGGUCCUUAUGUUCCUUUUCAUCAUCAAAACCAAGGAGUCUGGGAUGCUGGGGAGAGUCAAUCUGGGGCUUUCAGGAGUGAACGUUCUUUGGAUAUUUGGGGAUUGAUAUCUCCAUGUUACAAAGUAAAUCAAACACUGAAAUGGUCACUUGAAGAGCAAUACAUUGCACACGUCUGUAUGUCCUAUACUAAUUUGAUAUUUAGAUAUUUUUGCUCUUAUAAUUUGUGGUGAUGUUGCAUGCUUUGGAGAAACAUGCACAGUGCUUUGGUUCCUUAACCAGGAACUUUAACUGUAGCCCAGCAUGAGGCACUGAAACUAUUUUAAGUGCUGUAAAGAAUGUUUUUAAGCUAUGAUGCACAGGAAACUGCUAACAGCUUAGAUUACAGGGUGAGUCAACAAAAUAAAUUGGCUGUUUUCUGCCUUUGUACAUAAUCUGCAUGUAUGGCUUUGUUUGAUACAAAGCUGUAGAACUUUUUGGUUAUGAAUGUGUGUAGUGUACUGUUUUAAUAUAUAUUUGGUGUGUGUGUGUGUAAUAAAUAUAUACACACACACACAAUAUAUAUACAAUGUUACUUAUUCAGGCUUUAGCUAGUUGAGCGUUGUGGGUUCCAUGCUCUAAGCAAGCAUUUUCCCUAAAAGUUUUUUUGGUCUACAUUUCCUCCCGUAUCCUUAACACAAACCUCAUAUUACAUAAGUGGAAACCACUGAAUACACAACAGCCAACAGUAACCAAAUUCAGUCAUUUAUUGUGGAAACAUAGGUAAUCCUCAAUGCCUUCACUGGCUGCUGGUUGUUCUACCUUCAGCAGUGAUGAGAGAACAGCUCAUUCUGCUGUAAGUGAUCAGUCUCGUACACCAGCACUGAGAAUCUUUGGCCCAAGGUGGGCUGAUCAGGAUUUGAUUGUUUGCCAAAGUAUUCAGCUGGCUAACCACAGUUUUGCCCAGAGUAGAGGUUGUCAGAGGGGGCAAUUAUUUUAAUCACAUUGAAGAUCCUUUUGCUGUGUAUAUAAUUGAGACUUUUUUUAAUUUUUUUUUUUUUUUUUUUAGUUUUAGUUACAGAAUACAAAUGCAGUGGUUAAUACAAGUUGUACAUUUUAAAACAGUGCCAAAUAAUGCAUUUUUAUACUAAUAGGUCCUUUUCCAGGCUACUCUUUUAAGGGCCCAUGUACUUUUUUUUUAUUUCUUUUCUACUUCAUUUUGCAUUGCCCUAUUAAAGUAGUCUGGGCUGAAAUACUCCCUGUACCUCCAAUGUGAAGGUGAAGCUAAACCUUUGUGUACUGAAUAGGAAGGUGGAUGUAAAUGAAUUGUUUGUGCAUUAAGAAGAAACAAAUAAUUUAAAACAAGUUGAUCUCACAGCUUUGUUUCCAUAUAUGGAUUUGAGAAGUGCACAGUACCUUUUGAUACGUUAAAAUGUUUACAUACUGAAUCAAAUUCAUUUAUUAGAAAAGAGCGAGUAAAAAUAUAGAUUUUAUGAUCCAUGAUAGGGGCCUUUAAAGGGAUAACAUGUUUUACAGACCUCUUCUUGCGUAGUACAUGUUACUGCUUGAUAGUGACUUGUGAGUGUUCUCACCUUCAGUAAGGGGCUUCUGUAAACUUUCACAGGGCUGCAAACACCUUUUUGGAUUUCAGUUGGCAGAAAGAUGCAUUUGUAUAGUCUUUGGUUCUUCUUGGGAGAAGGAACAGGAACAUUUUGGUCUGAAAUGAGCUGUAAUAAAUUAAACUUUUCAGAAUUUUC